Molecule: messenger RNA, 1777 nt
Organism: Calliphora vicina (urban bluebottle blowfly)
Lineage: Eukaryota; Metazoa; Arthropoda; Insecta; Diptera; Calliphoridae
Exons: 2
Coding region: 364-1467 (367 amino acids)
Biological process (GO): proteasome localization; nuclear protein quality control by the ubiquitin-proteasome system
Cellular component (GO): nuclear membrane; nucleus
Molecular function (GO): proteasome binding
Source: RefSeq, a predicted model, not a curated record
AACCGACCCUAAAAUGAUUGCCUUUGUUCUCUGCCACUGCAAUUGGCGGAAAAACAACGAAACAAAAUAAGAAAAAGAAAAUGAAAACAAAACAAUUUUAGGCAGGUGAUGAAAGGAAAAACAAGAAAACAAAGCAAAGGAAAAUUCCUGCAGGAAAAUCAACAUUUGUGCAACAUACGACACAUACAGGACAAAGAAAAACUGUACCAGCUGCUUCUCUCAGCAAGCAUAUAGAUAUUAAAUUACGCAGUAUUAGAUAAGAAACACCAAACAAGCUGUAAGGUCCCGCAUUAAGACAAAGUAAAUAAAUAAAAAAGAAUAUUUUUUUUUUGCAAAAGUGAGGCAAAAUAAUUUGAAAAUAAAAUGACUACGCCACAAAAUACCAGAAUUGCAUUAGCUGAUCGUUUAGAGGCCUUAAGAGUGGCCACCACACCAACCAAUACAAACAGACCAGAUGAUCCAACGCCAGCAUCAAUAUUUGCUUCCUCCUUAAUGGAUAAUAACACAAAUGUAGCCUUGGCACAAGAUUUCCAAAACUUGAUACCCUCACCGGAUGAAUUGAUAAUAAGACAACGCGGACGGCGGCGUCCUUUAAUAGACUGGACACCGGAACAGGCCGCUGCCACAACAAAUUCUGUUAUGAGAAAUCCCUUUCAAAGAACACCCACUAAAAUGCCGUUAAAUACCAAUAUGAUUUUAAGAAGUUCUCCACGAAAACGUUUAACUAUGGGCAGUACACCACCAGAACCUGGCAUGUGUUUUGGCGGCAACAUGAAUUCACCAACAAAACUAACCGCCAAACAACAAUUGUGGCCAGGAACGCCUUUAGUUAAAAGAUCGCGUAUGUGUGAAGAUGAAAAACCAAUAGCCCAGCUAAAUGAGGAAUUACCUUUGGCCACAUUACUACAGGGUCUAUCACAGCAACAGUUAAUUGAGUUGAUAGUGGGUAAAUUGGUGGCGGGCGAUGCAAAAGCGGAGCAAGAACUUAGAGCUCAAUUGCCCACACCAGAUAUAGAAACUAUGGAGCAGGAACUCCUACAUGCAAAACGUAUGAUUUUUAAAUCUCUGCCCACCUCACGUCUGUGCAAAAAGACCGAUAGUACGGCUUAUACAAGGGCUUCACUACAUCUCAAUGAAUUUAAACGUUUGGUUACACAUCACACCAAACAAUUGCAUGAUUCGGCUCAUUGGGAUGCUCUGCUCGAUUAUGUGUUUAUGGCCUGGCCAUGUGUAAAAGCAACACCCAAUUGGGACAAUGCCACACACAAUACAAUACGACGACAAUGCUUUAAAUUGCUGACCUGCAGUUGUAUGGCUGCUGUAAAAUGUGGCGGUACACGAUUGGGUUCAUCACGUCUGCACACACUAGAGCGCAGUUUACGUGAAUGGUCACAAGAUUACGAAGAUGUUUUAUCCUGUAUUAAUACUCUAAAUAAGGCUUUGUCAAAAGGUCGCACAAGUCUUUAAUCCUACUUUAAUCUUUAAUUUAAAAUUACAUAUACACACAUUUAUUUUUUUACUUUAGAGGACUAACUAAAACUAGAUGUUUUAUUUAGUAUAAGUUAUACUCACCAUAAUUAGUUUGUAAGUUAAAAAGAACACAUAUUUUUAAAAAAGUAAUUUUAGGUUUAAAUUUUAUAAGUGUGUUCCUUUACCGCUCAGUUUGGCAUGUUUAAGACUGAUUGAGCAAUGGGGCCACAUCGUAUCACAAAUUGUUAUUAUAUUCAAGUUUUACUUUUUACCCGGUAUUUGCCAUAUACAUACAUACAUUAAAUUU